Nasonia vitripennis (jewel wasp) is the source of this 3630-nucleotide messenger RNA. RefSeq lists its product as uncharacterized. The record is from RefSeq and is a predicted model, not a curated record. NCBI's taxonomy places the organism in Eukaryota, Metazoa, Arthropoda, Insecta, Hymenoptera, Pteromalidae. The transcript is spliced from 4 exons. The coding region runs from base 456 to 1727 and encodes 423 amino acids.
CUCUCUCUCUCUCUCUCUUUCUCCGGCACUACACGCAUAUAGCGCACGAGACUCGGCUCCGCUCGCCCAGUCCCACCCAUCGGAACUCUGCUGGGCGCACGCACGCUUGCUCCUGCCGCCGCUGCUCUUCGUUUCCUUUUUCUGCCGUUGUACUGUAGACUACUGCCGCCGCUGCUGUCGCUACGAUAGCGAGUCGUGGGCGAGGCCGAGAGGAUAACGCCGGAAACCGAGAGGGGGCGAUGAUCCUUAGAGGAAGGCUGUCGAUGACACUGGAACGUCGCGGUGCACAGGAGCGUCGACCCCCGCCGAUUUGAGCGACAGCAGGAGAGAAGGGCCACGGAGAAAGCUCCACGCAAGCUCGGCCGAAAAAGAAAAAUAAGAAGAAGAAGAAGAAGAAUAAGUAGCGUCUCUUCCCUGGAGAGCCCUCGCGAAUCAGAAAGCAAAUUAAGCGAGAAAUGUCGGACAGCGAGGACACGGAUGGCUCGUGCGCCGACUGGAACAUAACGAGGAAGUGGCUCGAGAGCAUGCUGCAGGAGCACCACGGUAAGGACUCGGAGCCGCAAGUCGUCAAUUUCACCGUGCGCCCGGGAUGCAACGCCAACGAGAGCGUCCUUAGCGACAUCCUCGCGGUGAACGUCGAGUACCGGCUGAAGCCCGAGCAGCCGGCCCAGGAGCUCAGCCUCAUCGUCAAGCGACUACCCCAGGACCCCUACAGCCGCUUCUUCGUCACCGAGGCCCAGUUCGACUUGAGGGAGAUCAGGUUUUACACGCAGGUCGUGCCGGAUCUCGAGGUGUUCCAGAAGCAGAACCGCAGCGACUCGUCCCAACUGAUCGAGCUGCCGAUACCGCGCUGCAUCCACGCGCACUACAGUCCCGCGGGCGGCACCGAAGACAGUCCCGAGCCGCCCGAGUCCUUCCUCGUCCUCGAGAAUCUCGGCCCCCGGGGCUUCGAGGGUGCCGAGUUCUCCCGCGGUCUCACCCUCAAGCAAGCCGAAGCGGCUCUGAACGCCGUCGCCAGGCUCCACGCGCUGUCGCUCACGCUCAAAGUCAAGGAGGGCAAGCCCCUCUCCGAGCGCUACCCCUUUCUCUUCCAAACUGCCAGGGCCACCGACUCUUAUCAGCAGCUGGUUGAACGAGGCCUGCCGCAGCUGGCCCGCUUUCUGGAACGACGACCGGGCCUGGAGGCGGUGCUCGAAGCCCUCCUGGCCCUGCGGCCCCGCACAAAGGAGGUCAUAGCGAACCUGUUGGCUCCCGAGGAUCCGCUCGCCCUCAUCACCCAUACUGACUUCUGGUGCAACAACCUGCUGUUCCGCAACAGCGACGACGACGGCGGCGGCAGCUGCGAGUGCGCCAUCCUCGACUGGCAGAUGGUCACCUACAGCCGACCGACCAACGACGUGGCCCUCCUCCUCGUGAGCAGCGUUCCCACCGAGCUCCGUCGGCGCAACACCUCCGCCCUGCUCGACGGCUACUGGGAGACGCUGACCAAGACCUGCCUGGGUCUCGGCCUCGACAUCAGCGGCGAGCUCAACUACACCAGGUCGGACCUCGACCGGGACUACCGGCGCUCCCAGCUGCUGGCGCUGCUGCUCUGCAUCGGCUCGGUCGACGUGGCACUCGGCGAUCCCAUGACCGAGCAGCGGCUCAUAGACGUGCUGGAGGACCUGCACAACGACGGCGUCCUGGCGAUCAAAGACGUGGUCGAGCCUCCGGCCAAGGAGACCUGAGCGCCUUCCAUCCGCCGAAGAUCGCCCGAUGGAAUAGUACACUACGUGCAGCGCUUCUCUGCGAUUAGCUGAGCUUCUUAUCUCCACGAUGACGAUGACGACGUAAAGCUUCAAAGACUUUUUUACAAUACACUUGUUUUAUUGUUUGAACUGGGCCACGAUGUGUGUGUGUCUCCCUCUUGACUAAUUCCCUCGACAGUAUUAUUACAUAUAUCUUUCAAAUUUUAUACAUUGAUGUAUAGCUUAUCUUGAUUAAACACCAAACUCGCCAACCUCGAUGUGUCGAUAUUAUAUAGAAUCUUCGAAAGCUGCACAAUUAUACGAAUCAUACAUAAUUUAAAUGCAAAAGCUCUUUGGUUCCCCGGCUUUAACCACUUCGGAGCCAAAGGGCUGUGGCGCGAGCAUAGCUAUACAUUACAAUAGCAGAAAAUUCCGUUAACUGUAUUUAUGUACGUACAGGCAUUAGUCGCAUAAAAUCACGUACAUGCAUUCCAGAGGCGCGAGCGAGAGAGAAGGAAAAUUGCACGCGGCAUGCGCUUCCGCGAUAAUCAACGCAAACCUAUAUAGUAGACGAGAGAAACAAAGGACAAAAAAGUAAUAACGUGCGCAAACUAGAUAAAGAUAUAGCGAAGGGAGAUUAUUUAAGCUGCAAGGCCGUAUCGGCGCGGAUGCUACUUAGAACGUCCUUCUGGCUCGUUUCUCUCUCGCGGCUACUGUAGGAGAAAUCAUCGGUGCGCGAGCCGUGUUAGCGAGCGGCUUUAAAUAUUAUUAUUACGUAUAAGUAUAGUCACUCUGGGGGAGAGAGAGCUUGGGAUGAAUUAUUGUAUAACGAACGAAAAUAAACAAAUACAAUUAUAUAUAUGCAUUGCGCGAUUCGAUGUGUCAAGGAGUGAUUAUGGAGAUAUUUCCAGUUGCCAAAGUUCGAGCGUUAUUCCUUUCACCGAAUCUAUAUAUAUAUAUAUGUGUAUCUCCUUUCGUCGAUAAUAAAAACAGGAAAAUUUGUCUCGCGAUAUCAUAUACCUGUAUACAAUACGUAAAUAGACGGUUCAACCUUCGUUAAAUUUAUUCUUUCGCAAGAUCGCGUUCUCUUUUUUAAUUAUGCUUUAUAAAUCGACAACAAUAAGGUGAAAUAAUAUCAUAGUCCCUCCUUGAGGUAAAAGUGAUACGAGGACGUCAUUUUUAAGCGUAAUCUCGCGAAAUAAUCAAACGCCGCACGUACCGGCAACUAUACAUUGUAUAUGCGACGACGAGAGCAUGUAUUAUUGAUAUACAUACGCGAAUUGAUUUUGCAUAACUAUGUCGAUUACCAUUAAUUAAGUAAAAUUAACGUAAACCAAAGGUGAUAUACAAGAGAGAAUUGACCUGUAAGAAACGUCGAGAGCGACUCGCACGUUAUUCUAAACGAAGACUCGCCGACAGUCGAAACAUUUUCUCAAAAGAAUCAUCACAUAAGUGCUGUUGAUAAUAUUUUAGCGAAUUCAGCAUACAUUGUCCGACAAUUGAACGUGUAUGUGUACCCCUUCGGCGCAUGACGAAUCGAAAGUUUUGGAUAUAAAAGAAGUGAUAAGCUGCGCAAGCGAGUAUUAUUGCGACGCGAUAAGAUCGUAUCUCUUAUUGUGUACGGUUAAUUUAAAUUCUUCAUGUGACACUCGAGUGUCGCGCGAUUUCGUUAUUUUAUCUUAUCGAGUGAAUUAUUAUGCGUCAUCCCAACACCUUUCAGAGGCUAUUGCAGCGGCCUCUCUUAAAACAUAAUUAUCUAAACCGAACUAACGUCUUCUAAAUAAAAUACGUACACGAUACACGGUCAACGUCAAGGUUCUCUACCUGCAAUCAUGAAGAACCAUAUAGUUUCCCCUGCCAUGAUUUAACAAUUACAUCACCUCAAACCCGAUUGUAUUUUCAA